AUCCUGAUGGCCCCUGGCCAAAGUUGCUGUGCCCUGGCUAUCCUGCUGGCAAUUGUGAACUUCCAACAUGGUGGAUGCAUUCAUGUCACCAGCUCAGCAUCCCUGAAAGGAGGGCAACUGGACUUCACCUGUACUUUGUGGCACAAGAAAGACGAAGCUGAGGGGCUAAUACUCUUCUGGUGCAAAGACAGACCUCAUAAUUGUUCCCCUGAGACCAGCUUACAACAGCUAAGGGUUAAAAGGGAUCCUGGGACAGAUGGCAUCACUGAAAAGUCAUCUCAGUUGGUGUUUACCAUAGAACAAGCUACACCAUCAGACAGUGGGACCUACCAGUGCUGUGUCAGAAGCCAGAAGCCAGAAUUCUAUAUUCAUGACCAUUUUCUCUCUGUUCUAGUCACAGGGAACCACACAGAGAUAAGACAGAGACAAAGGUCACACCCUGACUUCAACCAUAUCAACGGCACUCUCAGUUCAGGCUUCCUGCAAGUAAAGGCUUGGGGGAUACUGGUCACCAGCCUGGUGACCCUUCAAGCUCUACAAACCUUGCAACAAUGA
Messenger RNA from Arvicanthis niloticus (Nile rat), 555 nucleotides. RefSeq names its product CD160 molecule (gene Cd160). The record is from RefSeq and is a predicted model, not a curated record. Lineage: Eukaryota; Metazoa; Chordata; Mammalia; Rodentia; Muridae. Gene Ontology annotation, molecular function: transmembrane signaling receptor activity. Gene Ontology annotation, biological process: regulation of adaptive immune response. Gene Ontology annotation, cellular component: plasma membrane.